This is a messenger RNA of Bombus impatiens (common eastern bumble bee), 5503 nucleotides long. RefSeq names its product serine proteinase stubble. The record is from RefSeq and is a predicted model, not a curated record. Gene Ontology annotation, molecular function: serine-type endopeptidase activity. Gene Ontology annotation, biological process: proteolysis. The transcript has 12 exons. Lineage: Eukaryota; Metazoa; Arthropoda; Insecta; Hymenoptera; Apidae. Bases 1644 to 4520 code for a protein of 958 amino acids.
AAAUGAACAUGUCGGGGGCGGGCGACUUUCUUGAAAAAGUAUUUCCUUUUAUAUUUUCUUAUUUCGCUGGUGGGAACGUCGCGUCGGUGGUGCUCGUGCGCCGUUCACCAAGGACCUGCGCACGUGCACCGGCCUGGCGGAGCGAUGGAAAUCAAUAAUUUCCAGGGUAUAAAAGGUCCUGUUUCCGUAACGUGGCCACCUCUUUGAGUUCCGGUGAUCGGUGUGUCGCGCACCUCGGCUUCGAACGUGUUUAGUGGAUUCUUCUUCGUUUACGAUUUAUCAGUUUCAUCGAAGAGGUAUACAAGCAGGAUUGACAGGUGGAAUUGUUUUUUUAGAUUGAAAAGCAGCGACACAGUGUCUUAUUUCUACGUAAGGUGUUUCUAUUCUGCCAAAGAUCUUUCACCAGGUACAUCUAAGUAUAUAUAUCUAGCUGAUAACGAUCGCAAUUCUGUAGGAGUGGUUUCAGAAUGCAAAUAUAAACGAUACGAAGUUGUUGAGAAAGGAAACUCGAGCGUUUGUGCUUUCAUAAUAAUAUUCAUAAAUAAGUGGCGAUAUUCCGGCCAUGACGUUGCGAUGUAAUUAAGUUGCUCGAGUUGAACGAGCAAUUUCGGGGAAAGUAAAUAUUCAAAUGCUAUUAUCUCGAAGCUACAAGCGAACCGUAGAUGCUCCUACAAUUCCGUAUUCACGGAAUAAGCAAAUAGAAGGUACUCGUCUACACUGUCGUUCAAAAAUACAGUACAACUCCAUUUAUCUAAACUGUAUUUGUUGGAACGAAAUUUCAGUUAAUUUUACCUGAUUUAAUAGAAUCUUUGCCAAUCGAAAUUACUAAUUUGAACAUGAGCUUCUAUCGUGCGAAAGAAAAAUAGAUAGUAAGCAGAUAUUGAUGAACUCUAUUAUAUAUGGACUACCAUUUAAUUUUCAAUACGUAAAUACCAUUUAUUUAAACCCUUUUCUUCUUUCUUCUUGUAGGGAAAAACAAUUGAUGCAACGAUAUACAAUUCGAAAUAGAAUGAAAGAAACGAAUUAGUUAGUCAAUUGGAGGAACAAUUAAACGGGGACGUGGUUGCGCAGCAAAUUUUUCUUGCCGGUUCGCAGAAGACGGUACUCGUUAGGCCAGCGAAUUAGAGCGAAAACUUCAAAAACUGGCAAGGUAAUAUCCUAGGGACGUGAGUAUCGAGACGAUCCUUCUAACGAUGGCUCGCAGCGAUGUCCACAGAGGGAGGAGACACAGGACUAGACGUUCGGACGAGACAGGUAGCGCGAGAGGAGGCCGUCGGCCUCGACUGUUCUCCAAGAGGUCGACCCACUUCGCCCAAAGGCGAGAGGGACCGUACUGAUCGUAGACGGUGAAUCGAUUUCCGUGGAAAAGUCAACAGGUGAAUCAUCCAAAAGGCGUCCAGUCAUCCAGUCAGACUGGAUUCGACUGGAUUUCACCUUUCGACCAGAAGAACAGACACACGGGGUGGUUCCUCGGAGUUCAGUGGCACAUGUGAUCGUGAUCAAAGAAGAUCCAGUGUCUGGGUUCUCGCGGGGACCAGAGGUUUUUGUCGAGGAUCCUGGAUCCAGAGGAAUGGAUGAAGAAUGAAGAAAGGGUGAAUGCUCCGCUUCGCAGAACGUGAGAGCUGCUUCAAAUCGGGAUCAGGAUGCGGUGGAUCGGUUACGUGGCCACAAUUCUCUGGUGGUCGGGCAUCGCCAGGUCCCUCAGUACGCUGAAUCGAGGUCACAGUUACAAAAUCACCCCGAAACCCUGUCGAGUCCCCGGGCCAGAGUCCAAAGAAGGCACGUGCAUGUUCGUGUGGGAGUGCAUUAAAUCAGAGGGCACGCACGUGGGCGUGUGCGUGGACACGUUCAUGUUCGGCAGCUGUUGUGUGCACAAUACGACAACGAACGCGAUCACCGCGUCCAAUCUUCAACACCACCAACAUCAGUACCAUCAACACGCUUCAUCCUCCUCAUCUGAUCCAUUGAGACCAACCCUAGCGGAGGCACUGGGCAACGAAUCGACCAGGCCAACGUUGACCUCCCUCUCCAGCUUCCUCGUCACGGACUCGAGCACCGCUAGACCGAGUCACCAUCCAUCCGAGACGCCGGUAUCUUCCGGAGGGUCCAGCAGACCGCACAAACCGCUCUCGGCCGGUUCCGCUAGGCCGCUGCAAAAAAGACCGCACGCGAAACCCACGUCCGAUCACAAGGACAGAAUUCAAACUUCGGCGGUGCCUGCCUCGUCGAAUUUCUGGGAGAAGGGCUCUCAGAGCACGAAGAGACCAGGUUCGUCAGAAUCUUGGGACAAAGGGUCUCAGAGCACCAAGAGACCUGGAUCUGGAUCCUCGGUUCAUUGGGAGAAAGGAUCUCAAAGUACUAGGAAACCUAUAUCCUCGGAUCUGUGCGAGAAAGGAUCUCAAAGUACUAGAAGACCUGGAUCCUCUGAUCUGUGCGAGAAGGGAUCUCAAAGUACUAGGAGACCUGGAUCUUCCGAGCUUUCGGAAAAGGGAUCUCAGAAUACUAGGAGACCAGGAUCUUCCGAGCUUUGGGAGAAAGGAUCACAGAAUUCGAAAAGACCUGGAGGUGUUUGGGAGGAUAGUAGUCAGAAUACGAAGAAACCUGGUCAUCAUGACUCCUUGAAUAUUCAGAAGACAAGACCGGAAAGUGGUCAGCAUACAAAUAUCAAAGAGAAAGAUACGACGCAUGGAAGUUUUCAGAGUCAUCUUCAGGGAUUCAAGGAUAAGGUGGACACUGGACACAAUACAUUGGUGAUUAGAUUACCGGCGAAAGAACAUGCUUCCAGUGAAGGUGAAGGUAUAAGGCACAAUAGGCCUAACAACCAAAGACCGUCCGAGUCGAGACCGGAUGAUAGUAAGACCGGGGAUGCUGAUUUGAGCGUGCAAGAGUCGAUACAUAGACCCAGUGUUAAUUCAGUCGAUGAAAAUGAAUCUGUCAAGGACCCUCAUCCAAGUUUGAACUUCAUUCAUACGGAACGUCCACAAUGGGCGACCAAACCAGUAUCCCCGAAACCUACAACAGACUUCUCGAAACCAUAUUUUUCGAUAAAAACGACCACCACCUCUCGACCGAUUCUGAUGAACGAUCAGCCAGAUACCAGGCCGAAUUUCAUCUCAAAACCCAAUAGUCCCAGCACGGUUACGAAAACCUCCACCACUGUCAGACCGACAUAUUUCAGUCAACAGUCCACUACCAGCGCAGCCGGAUCCUUGCCACAGACCUCUCACUGGCAUGUGACCACAGAGCCCGUGUUCGUCACGAAGCAAAGACCGUUGUCGUCCACAAAGCCGAUGGGCUCACCCGAGACUACUAAACCUUUGACCAGCAGUUCGCAUUUCUGGUCGGAAAACAGUUGGACGCCGCCGAGACCGUCCUUGAAACCGCACUGGACUGACAAUCCUAGCCUUCUUCAGAACGGGCCCGAAGCAUUUCCACCGCGGCCGAGUUUCAAACCGACCGAACCGCAUGAAAACACGGAGUUUCAUAAACCGCUUGGCGCAGCACACUACAUCACCACGUCUCACUUUGAGACUUCUGCUAGGCCUAGACCCACAAAGAAGACUACCACUUCUACGACAACUACCACUAGUACCACUACAACUACUACCAGUACGACCACGACCACGACCACCACGACCACCACGACCACUCCAAAACCUGACACGACAGUGUCUACGACCGAGGCAGUCGCGAAAACUGGAUCGGUGUUAACCGUGUCUGCCGCGACUGAAAGCAAGGGUAUGCAGUGCGGAGUACCGCCCCUGUUUCCAAGACCGGAGACCAGGAUCGUUGGAGGCAAGGACGCACCGUUCGGUCGAUGGCCUUGGCAAGUAUCUGUUAGGCGUACUUCGUUCUUUGGCUUCUCCAGUACUCAUCGAUGCGGAGGAGCGGUGCUGAACGAGAACUGGAUCGCGACUGCGGGACACUGUGUAGACGACCUGCUGACCUCGCAGAUCCGGAUUAGAGUGGGCGAGUACGAUUUUUCGUCUGUGCAAGAACGAUUGCCUUACGUUGAGCGUGGAGUUGCGAAGAAGGUGGUGCACCCGAAGUACAACUUCUUCACUUACGAAUACGAUCUGGCGUUGGUUAGAUUGGAAAGCUCAUUGACGUUCGCGCCGCAUAUUUCGCCGAUUUGCCUGCCAGCCACUGACGAUCUUUUGAUCGGCGAAAAUGCGACUGUCACCGGCUGGGGAAGAUUGAGCGAAGGUGGUACACUACCUUCUGUGUUGCAAGAGGUUUCCGUGCCCAUAGUGAGUAAUGAUAGGUGUAAGUCAAUGUUCCUGAGGGCUGGGAGACACGAGUUCAUACCAGAUAUUUUCCUGUGCGCCGGAUACGAAAGUGGAGGCCAAGAUUCUUGUCAGGGUGAUUCGGGUGGUCCUCUCCAAGUAAGAGGGAAAGACGGUCGGUACUUCCUCGCUGGCAUCAUAUCCUGGGGAAUUGGUUGCGCGGAGGCCAAUCUGCCAGGCGUGUGUACCAGGAUCUCCAAGUUCGUACCAUGGAUCCUGAAGAACGUCACUUGACCCGGUUUCCAAAUAACCAUUUGCCACAGGACCUUGUCGACAGCUUGCGACGAACCGACUGUCCGAAUAGGAGUUCCAAGCGUAACUCUGCACGUUUCUUCGAUUUCUUAACCGAGGGGUAACCAGGAGAUUGCACGAAUCACUGCCAAAUACGUAAGACUUGUCGAAGAAAACGGGACUCGAGCAGGAAUGGUUCUCGUUCUUCUUCGAAGACGAAAAAAGCAGGAGAGAAAAAAGGAAUGGUAGAAAAGAAACGAGAGAUAUAAGAUAUAUAUGUAUCUAUACAUUGGAUAGAAGUUUGAGAAACUUCUAUCUUAAAGACUGCUACUCGGAAAGCGAAGCCAAUCAAACACAGACCGCGCGAGACUGUGGAGAUCGUUAUGGAACGAUAAAAAGAAAAUCACGCGCGUAGGACUGUAUUUAUAUAUAUAAAUAUACAUAUAAAUAUAAGUAAGAUAAUAAUAUAUUUCUCAGCCGCGAACGAACCGCGUGUUCGUCUGCCAGUUUUUUGCUAGCCUGUACAUGAAUAUAUAAAAAGAAAGGAAGUCUAAGCGGAGAAAUAGCUAACGGCUUGACGUUGAAACGCCACGUUAAAGAAAGGACGUAAAUAAUUAAAAGACGCGGUUUCAACUGCAAGCCCUAUGAUUAUGCAUCUAUCUUACUCAAAUUGUAUAGCGAAUUCUGUAAAAUGCUAAGUUCUUGCCCAUCGCCCUUAAUAAUCGUCUAUUAAUCGAAAAGCUAAAUUAAUCUUCUCUCUCUCUCUUUCUCUCUCCCUCUCCCUUCGUCACUCUUUUUCUCUCUCUUUUUCCCUUCUUUAUUUACAACGUACGGAUAUUUUUGUACAGACAUCGUGUACUUAAAGGUAGGUGUGUGCGAACUAGGAAAGAUCUAAUAAAUAUAAAUAUAUAUAUAUGUGUGUAAUUGUUUAUAGAUAUAUAACGAUAUUUAUAAGUAUGUCAAAUAAACAUAUGUGUUUAUUACUA